Messenger RNA from Closterium sp. Naga37s-1, 1593 nucleotides. The record is from the annotation of a GenBank genome assembly. NCBI's taxonomy places the organism in Eukaryota, Viridiplantae, Streptophyta, Zygnematophyceae, Desmidiales, Closteriaceae.
AUGCCCUUACCAUCCCGCAUCCUCACCUUUCUCUCAUCUUUCCCCGUCUCCGCCCUCCAUUUCUCCCUCACAUUCCAUUCUCAAAUGUGCCAGUAUCGAGUGGGGAACACGUACAUGCGGUCGCGCAUGCAAAUGGAGAACACCAAGGGGCGCGAGGGAAUCGAGGUGAUCGCAAGCGAGCCGUUUAAAGACGACGUCUUGGGCGAGGGGCACUUCUCGCACGUCGUCUAUCACUUCCAAAGCCGUGCGCCCGCGUGGAUCCGCGCGCUCGCUCCGGUCGAGGCGCUGCGGCUCGAAGAAAAGAACUGGAACGCGUUUCCCCGAUGCCGUACGGAGAUUAGCUGCCCGUACUUCUCCAACUACAAGAUCACCACCGACUCGUUUCACGUCGCCGACCGUGGCGAAUCCGAGAACGCGUUGAAGCUGUCGGAUGCUGAGCUGGAGCUGCGCAAGGUGGAUCACGUGGACAUCGCGUCGGCCGACAGGGACAUGUGGUCGCGGACCAUCGCGCGGAAGCGCACCGACCCCUCCAAGAUCGCCCUGCUGAAACUCAACCGCGGGCCUCUCGCCCCCGGGUGGCAGGCGCAACGCGCGCUUUAUCUGGAGGCGCACAGGAAGUGCUAUGGGUGGGCGGACGAUUGGUGCUCAUUGACUGUGGCUGAUGCACGGCGGAUAGAGCAGGAGAACAUUGACAAAAUGCGAAAGAGCCUUUCCUUGAGUGACCGCUUUGACGAAGAAGCUUUUAGCGAGUCAACAGAGGAUGCCGAGGAAGUGGAGGAGGAGGAAGAAGAAGAGGGCAUGUUCAACUCGGUGGCAGCCCUGCCUGCCGUUGCUUCUUAUCACGUGGGGCACACGUACAUGCGGUCGCGCAUGCAGAUGGAGAACACCAAGGGGCGCGAGGGCGUAGAGGUGAUCGCCAGCGAGCCGUUCAAAGACGACGUCUUGGGCGAGGGGCACUUUUCGCACGUCGUGCACCACUUUCAGGGCCGCGCGCCCGCGUGGAUUCGCGCGCUCGCGCCGCUCAAGGCGCUGCGGCUCGAGGAGAAGAACUGGAACGCGUACCCGCGCAGCCGCAUGGAGCUCAGCUGCCCGUAUUUCACCAACUUCAAGAUAGUCGUCGACACAUAUCACCUCGCCGACCGAGGCGACACGGAGAACGCGCUGAAUCUCCCAAAAGCUGACCUGGCGCUGCGCAAGGUGGACCACGUGGACAUCGCGUCGGCCGACAGGGACAUGUGGUCGCGAAUCAUCGCACGGAAGCGCACCGACCCCUCCAAGAUCGCCCUGCUUAAACUCAACCGCGGCCCGCUCGCCCCCGGAUGGCAGGCGCACCGUGCUCUUUACUUGGAGGCAUACAGGAAGUGCUACGCUUGGGCGGACGAGUGGUGCGAGAUGACUGUGGCGGACGCGCGCCGGAUCGAGCAGGAAAACAUCGACAGAAUGCGAAAGAGCCUUUCCUUGAGCGACGGCUUGGAUGAGGAAGCUUUCAGUGAUGCAGUGGAGGAUGCAGUGGAGGGGGAGGAGGAACGAGAGGAAGAGGGCGUGUUCAAGUCAGUAACAGCUUUACCUGCUGUUGCUCCGGUGGCCGCAUGA